Molecule: messenger RNA, 2857 nt
Organism: Neltuma alba
Lineage: Eukaryota; Viridiplantae; Streptophyta; Magnoliopsida; Fabales; Fabaceae
Exons: 1
Coding region: 172-2556 (794 amino acids)
Cellular component (GO): plasma membrane
Molecular function (GO): protein binding; calcium ion binding
Source: RefSeq, a predicted model, not a curated record
AUUGAAAAUCUGACUGUGAAGGGGGAAAAAAAUAUAUAAUAAUAGGAGACUAACAGCCAUUGUAAACCUCAAAUGGAUUUUAUCAGAAUUUAGGGUUUUAUAGCCAUUAGAAAUUGGGGCUUUCACGGCCACAGCAUCGCCAUCUCCAUCAAUUAACAGUUUGGAGCUUUCAUGGCAACUAGAGGCAGCAGAUCAGAGAAGGUCAGGCGAAUUUUUCAGCAAUUCGACUCCAACCAUGACGGGGGUCUCAACAGGGAAGAGAUGGCCGCGCUCGUCGUGGCUGUGAACCCGAGGGUCAAGUUCAGUGACGAACAGAUAAAUGCCAUUCUUGACGAAGUCUUCCGCACUUACGGCGAGUUCAUCGAUGGGGACAAGGGUCUCACCUACGAGGGUUUGUUGCGCACCUACGAUGAUGGUGCGGGCGAUGUCGACAGGGACUUUGAUGCGCUUGGGUUGGAGCUCAAUUUGGAUGAUGGACAAGGGGUUCCCAUGGCGUCUGAGGCUUCUUCGUCGUCCAUUGCGGACGAGAGGGUGGCCGUGGAGACGCAGAAGAAGCAGAGGACUGCUGCGUGGGCCGUCUCGCCCAAUCACGGAAUUGUCUUUGAUGACACCUGGAAGAUUGUGGACGAUUUGGAAAUUCUGAUAAAGAGACUGAAAACGAAGCAAGCCAAAGAUGGGAAAUUAAAAGCGGAUAACUUCGAUGCGUAUUCGGAUGCUGGUUGGUCGCGGGAAUUGGCGCCCUCCACGGAGAUUUCGGACAAGAGAGUUUUCUGGGAGGAGUCUGGGCAUGAUUAUGCAGUAUUUCUGAAAGAGUUGGGUGGGCUAAGGGGUCGUGCGGACGGUGCCAGAUCCAGAGAAGAGGCUUUUGAUGGUCAUAUGGCUAUUGGAAGGGUUCUGUAUGAACACCAACUGUUUAAAGAGGCUCUGGUGAGCUUUAAAAGGGCCUGUGAAUUGCAACCUGUUGAUGUCAGACCACACUUUAGAGCUGGGAAUUGCUUGUAUGUUCUUGGGAAGUACAAGGAGGCCAAGGAAGAGUUUUUGCUUGCUCUAGAAGCAGCUGAGGCUGGAGGAAACCAAUGGUCCUAUUUGCUUCCUCAAAUAUACGUCAAUCUGGGGAUUGCUCUUGAAGGUGAAGGCAUGGUUUUAAGUGCAUGUGAGUAUUACAGGGAGGCUGCAAUUCUUUGUCCGACUCACUUCAGAGCUUUGAAACUUUUAGGUAGUGCCCUUUUUGGCGUAGGGGAAUAUAGGGCAGCCGUGAAGGCACUGGAAGAGGCCAUUUUUAUGAAGCCUGACUAUGCUGAUGCACAUUGCGAUUUGGCUUCCGCUCUGCAUGCCAUGGGUGAGGAUGAGAGGGCAAUCGAGGUAUUUCAGAAAGCUAUUGAUCUGAAACACGGUCACGUGGAUGCUUUGUACAAUCUAGGUGGGCUCUAUAUGGACCUUGGUAGGUUCCAGAGGGCUUCUGAGAUGUAUACUAGAGUUCUAGCUGUGUGGCCGAACCAUUGGAGGGCGCAGCUAAACAAGGCAGUAUCUUUACUUGGAGCUGGAGAGACUGAAGAAGCUAAAAAAGCUUUGAAGGAAGCAUUAAAAAUGACAAAUAGAGUUGAAUUGCACGAUGCGAUUUCACAUCUGAAGCAGCUGCAGAAAAAGAAGACGAAACCUAAUGGGGAUGCGUCUGGAGAUGUGGCAUUUAUCCUUGUUGAAGCCUCAAAGUUUAAGGUAGUAGGAGAAAAGACUACUGUGAGACAGGAACUAACCAAUGCAUUACAAAUUAGAGCAUUUCAGAGGGUUACGAGGUUGAGUCGUUGCAAUGUAGAGCUUCUGAAGAAGGAAAUGAGUCAACAUGAUGUGCCAGUGUCCUAUUCUGGUAGCGGCAUCCCUGAAAAAUCCAUACGUAAGCCAAAUCUGGAAGAAAUACUUCGCAGGUUACUUAAUUUCCUGAAGCCUGAGACGUUUCAAGGUGCAGUCAAAGCCAUCAAUGAGAGGAUUCUUUCAGUUUUGGAUGACAAUGGUUCGGGCAGGGUGGAUGUGGGCAUGUUUUAUGCUAUUCUUGCUCCAAUUUGUGGUGGUCCACCAGACAGGCGCAAAAGGAUUGCCUUUGAUGCACUUCUGUGGCGUCCUAUGAAUGAAAGUGGUGCUCAAAUUAAGAAAGCUGAUGCUAAUAGAUACAUCAAAUUGUUGAGGGCUAUUUAUGUUCCUUCCCACGGUGUUAGUGAAUUGAUGGAAGUUCAUGGAGAAUCUGAUGCUUCACUGGUGUCAUUCUCUGAGUUUCUUGUCAUGUUUGAUGAUCCCGAUUGGGGUUUUGGUAUCAUGCCUACACUAUUGAAGCUCGAAACAGGGGAUAGAAAGCGCCAUGGCAAUUAUGUGUGCUCAGUUUGUCGCUACCCUAUAAUUGGUUCCCGCUUCAAGGAAAUCAAAUGCCACUUCAGUUUGUGUAACCAAUGCUACAGUGAAGGGAAGGUGCCUUCUACGUAUAAGCAAGAAGAAUUCAAGUUUAAAGAGUAUGGAAGUGAGGAUAAGUGUACUUGCUUUAAUUUGCAAUCCCAUAAUCAACAGUAGGUAGAUGACUGAAGCUUAUUUUGUCUUUUCAUUUUUUCAACUCUGUAUUAUCCCAAUAUGCUAUUCCAGUUUUCCGGUGUGAGAUAUUUAGCUCGUGGGUCCAUGCUUAACUGGGCAAUUUGCCCUCUGUACAAUAAAUUGUUUCAGGUGUUGGUUUAGUAUCUCUGUUUAUAGACAUUGUAAAAUCUUUUACCUAUCUCAGUUCUUUUAACUUUUGAGCGAUCAUUGUCUUAACUAUUGCUGGCGUGUAUAAAGAAAGCUAAGACUUUCGGCAUGGAAGCCUUUAAUUUCAUUGCAGAGU